AAAACUCAAGACUGCAAUGGCAACACCAGAUGUGGCUUAAAACCACAGCUUAAUGUAAAGAUACUACAGUGCACGGAUAAGCACUAUUGUAAGAAGUUAUGAGCUCAGCUCAGCAGCUGCUCCGUUCUCAGAGAGACUUAUUGCUGAAGUGGACAUGUGACCAUCCAGCGCCCUUGCUGCGUUGGCUGCGUGAUGCCGAGGUGCUUUCGUCUGCCUGCUACCUGUCUUUGCUGGAGAGGUCGCCUUCCAAUGCUGUGGCAAAGGCACUGGAGACAGUGUGUGUCACAGAGGAGAGCAGCCAAAAGUUCCUGCAGGUGUUGAGGGAAGUGCAGGAUUACUACUGCAGAGAUCUGCAGGUCUGGGUCGAGAGACACUGCAGGAACGAUGCAGUCACUAAAUCAGCACCUACAUCUGUGAAAGUUGAAGAGAAGAAGUCCAAAAGCCCCAUUGCUAAACUGUUUAAAGCGAAGAGCAAAGGAUUCACCCUCACCACUCACGUUAAUGAGCCAAAAUCUUGCAGAAGUCUAAAGUUGGCCAGCAUCCGAGUUUCAAUUUCUGCCCAUAAAACAACCUUACUGAAACGCACAGAGCAGUUAAAAUGUUACUCAGAGGGAAACAGGGAGGCUUCAAACUCAGCUUCUCACAUCGAGAUCCGCUACACUGACCUUUUCGUGACGGAAGACAAUGACUUAGUUGACAGUAGCCAACAUGAGUACUUUGCCUUGGCGGGCAGACGUGCUCGCAUCUAUGUCCACCAGGCCUGCCAGCGUAUCCGGCCCGGUCAUCUGUUGAGCCCCCAAGAAGCAUUGGGACGAGCCCCUAAAAGGGUGAAAGUGAAGGGUAUUGCAGGUAUAGGAAAGAGUGUGGCAGUACAGAGAUUGGUCUACGAGUGGGCAAUUGGGAAGAACAUGCGUGAAUUCACCUGCAUUUUUGACCUACGCUUCAGAGAGCUCAAUCUAGUUGAUAAACCACUGAGUUUACUGGAGCUUCUUGAACAACGGUUCCGAUACCUGAAGGAGGCUCUACCUGGCCUGCUCACCACACCAAGAUCAUUGCUUUUCAUCUUAGAUGGUUUAGAUGAGUUUAAAUUCCCUCUGGACUGGAACAGUCCAGACAAAAACAUUGAUGUAAAAUCAAACGUUCUGGUGUCAGAGCUGAUGGUGGCUUUGAUAAAAGGAAGCCUUCUUCCAGAAGCAUCAGUCAUAGUUACAACAAGGCCAUCUACAGAAGCUCCCAAGCGUUUCUUCCAGAGAUGUUGUGUGGUGCUGGGCUUUGAGGAGGACCAGGUGAAGGAGUACACCACUAAGUUUUACAAAGACAGUGAAGUUGCUCAAAAGGUGUAUGAUUACAUUGUGAACAAUGACAACCUAUUUGUGCUUUCCUUCAUCCCUCUUUAUUGCUACAUCAUCUGUACCGCUAUGGCUGAGUUCUUCUCUUCACAGCCUAACAAUGCAGGUGAAUCGAAGUCUCUGGAGUUAAGCCCACCCAGAACAGUCAGCGAGGUUUAUUUCUGCUAUUUGUUUACAGCAGUCAAACAUCAUGGACUAAAAGGGAGGACAGAGAGAAGCACACCUAGAUCAGAGGUUCUUAGUCUAGCUAAACAACAACUGAUGAAACUGGGGAAACUGGCUUAUGAAAACCUUCUACAAAAGAAGAUAUUGUUUGAUAAAGCAGAUUUGGAGAACUACGGUGUCACACCUGCUGAUGUUCAGAGCACCUUUCUCUGUCAUAUCCUCCAGCCUAUUAAAGAGGAGACAGUGGAGAUGUUUUCUUUCUUCCACCUUACUGUUCAAGAACAUCUGGCUGCCUUGUACUGCGCAAUCAACCUCUCCAGCCAGGUCGACAUAAUACAAGCUCUUGACUUUUGGUGCUUCGGGGUACGUCCAUCGUCCUCUACUGCUGCACCCCUUCAAAAUUUACACCUUAGCAUGGAUAAGCUCGAAAGUCUCCAAAUGUUCACACGUUUCUUCAUGGGAAUGCUGCGAGCACGGUUGUCAGGUCAUUUAGAAGGUCUUGUGCAUUCUCCCAUCGAGCAAGAGGACAGCAUCCCCAACAGGCUCGGUUUGUGGUUCCGAGAUCAGUUUAAAACCAGGGAGCUGGAAAACCAGGUAGCCCUAAAUCUUCUCCACUGUCUGAUGGAGUUCCACAUGAAGGAAGCCACUAGCUUUGCAGCACCAGAGAUCACAAAACUCAACCUGUUUAAAAUGAAGCUCAGUGUUGUGGACUGUGCAGCGAUACACUACGUGCUGCAGUUUUCCCCACACAAGCUGCAAGAGCUCAACUUGGGCUACUCUAACAUCGGAAACCGAGGACUCAACAGACUGAGACCAAUUCUACAUCGAUGUGAAUCUCUCUAUUUGAGAUACAACUGCCUGGACAAGCAAGCAGCUAUUUUAGAAUCUGCCAUUCUGAAAUCAAAUGAGUGCCAAGUGAAGAAGCUCUUUAUGUGUGGCAACAACCUGGGUCCUGAGGGGGGGUUGGAGCUGUGGAAUGCUUUGGAGAACAACAACACUGUGGAGGAACUUUAUCUGGACAUCACCGGCAUCACAGAGAGAGGAACAGAAAACAUUGUCAACUGUCUCAGCAAAAACACUUCUCUGAAGACACUGACCAUUGUUGGAAAUGACAUUGGAGCAACUGGGAGGAGAAGACUGAAGGAACUGGAGAAACGUCGGCCGGAACUCAGGAUCAUUGCAAACUUUGUGGAUGACCUUGGGUUACUUCAGGCAUACCUGGAUUGGGUGGAGGAGAUCCGGACUGACAGAGACCAGAUGGACUCCGUCAAGAAUGCGGAUGCCCUGCAGUCAGUGCUGAAGGGGCUCCAGGUGGCAGGGACAAUGGAAAAGGGGGCGAAUGCAGAGAAAGCCAAGGAGCUUCAAACAAAGAUUGAGGAGCUACUGAACUAUUCUACAGAAGUGAUUAGAGGAAAAUGAUCACACAGAAAUGAACCAUCUCAACCAUUAAAUCUUAUGGUCUGACUUCAAGUUGUGAAAGUAGAUCCUAAAAACCCAGACAGGUGUGUUAAUAACUUAAAACCACCUGUAAUACUGCUUAAUCUGGAGAAUUAACAAUUUCAACCUGAUAACA
Molecule: messenger RNA, 3087 nt
Organism: Neolamprologus brichardi
Lineage: Eukaryota; Metazoa; Chordata; Actinopteri; Cichliformes; Cichlidae
Source: RefSeq, a predicted model, not a curated record